Periophthalmus magnuspinnatus is the source of this 1155-nucleotide messenger RNA. Its product is annotated as class I histocompatibility antigen, F10 alpha chain-like. Lineage: Eukaryota; Metazoa; Chordata; Actinopteri; Gobiiformes; Gobiidae. The transcript has 6 exons. Gene Ontology annotation, biological process: immune response. The coding region runs from base 1 to 1155 and encodes 384 amino acids. Gene Ontology annotation, cellular component: external side of plasma membrane. The record is from RefSeq and is a predicted model, not a curated record.
AUGGUUCUUGUUGUUUCCACAGCAGUUCACACUUUGAGAUAUUUUUACACUUCAUCAUUUCAAGUUCCAAACUUCCCAAAGUAUAUUUCUGUUGGAUAUGUGAACGACUUUCAGAUCAUUCAUUACGACAGUGACACAAAGAAAUUGGUCCCCAAACAAGAGUGGAUGAACAAACUCACAGAGGAGGACCCUAGGUACUGGGAGAGAAACACUCAGAGGUGUUUGGAGAAUGAGCAGGCGGGAAAAGGAAACAUAGAAACUGUGAAACACCGCCUUAAUGUGACCGGAGGUUUGUGUUGUCUGCACUUUUCAGAUUAUCAUCUCUAUGGCUGUGAAUGGGACAAUGAGACUAGUGAAAUCAGAGGAUAUGAGCAACACUCUUUUGAUGGAGAAGAUUUUAUUUCAUUGGAUUUUGACCCUGAAACUUUUGUUGCUCCAAAACAACAGGCUUUUAUCACCAAACUGAUAUGGGAGAGGGAUGGAGAGGCUGUCAGAGUGAAACACUACAUCAUUCAUGAAUGUGCUGAGUAUCUGAAGAAAUAUGUGCACCACGGAGAGAGCGCUCUGAACAGGAUAGAGCUCCCCCUGGUGUCCCUGCUGCAGAAGUCCUCCUCAGCCCCAGUCACGUGUCACGCCACAGGCUUCUACCCCGACAGAGCCAUGCUGUUCUGGACCAAAGACGGAGAUGAGCUGCUGGAGGACGUGGAACUUGGAGAGAUCCUGCCCGACAGAGAUGGGACCUUCCAGACUAGUGUGUCCCUGGACCUGUCCUCUGUACCCCCUGAGGACUGGGACAGGUACCACUGUGCGUUCCAGUUGUCCGGGGACAAAAAUAAGUAUCUGACCAGACUGGACCGUUGCAUGAUCAGGAACAAUGACCACAAGGACCGGUUGGGCACAGCCCAAGGGAACGACGUGGGGCUGUCCUCCUGUGGACCCACUGCCUGCAGGUUGAUCCACGAGAGGCUGGUGCAGAGAGAUCUGGGCAGCAGGCGAAGCGUGACUCACCUGUGCUGUCCCCUGUCUGUCUCAAAGAAGAACUGCACAGCUCUCAUCUCUCCUGUGUUGGCUGCUCUCGCUGUUGUUCUCACUGCUGCUGUCCUUGCUGCAUUGUACUGGCGUCGUAGAACCCCGUUUCUACUAUCCAGGAGUUAA